Molecule: messenger RNA, 2128 nt
Organism: Melitaea cinxia (Glanville fritillary)
Lineage: Eukaryota; Metazoa; Arthropoda; Insecta; Lepidoptera; Nymphalidae
Gene: Ns4
Product: guanine nucleotide-binding protein-like 1
Exons: 12
Coding region: 143-1825 (560 amino acids)
Molecular function (GO): GTPase activity; GTP binding
Source: RefSeq, a predicted model, not a curated record
UUUAACACCGGUCGCAGGCAGGAAACAUCUAAAUUGCUGAACUAACUCUUUACCAACCUUCGUGUCUUCUCCAUCUUACGCUUCAAGUCUUCUAGCUUCAAGUCUUCUAGCUUCAAGUCUUCUAGCUUCAAGUGACAUCAUAAUGCCGCAGGCUCGUCGUAAGGUACCGUUCAGCGGGAAGGCUAAAAAGCAACAGCUUCAAGCCAAAAAACAGAACAAGACGUUGCUCUUGUCAAAUCCUUCCUCCGUGCCAUCAAACGACACAUACAAUGAUCAAAUUAAUGCAUACAUGGCAGUUAACUAUCAGCCGACCAAAUCACGAGGACGGUCUGAUGGAAACAGAUACGCUCUCAAGUUCUACCGGGAGUCCAAUGAGGAACUCAAGAUGAAGAAGGAGGAGGCUUUUAAGUCUCUAAACCCAGUAUCUGAAAAGGAAAUGGAGAUUGAUCCUACGGAUUACUUCCCAAAGGAUAUAUCGUUCCCGCAGAGACCGCCGUGGGACUUCAAUAUGACCGCAGCGGCACUUGAUGCUCAGGAACAGAAGUACUUUAGGGAGUACAUCCAAACCCUACAGAACUCGCCGCACUGGAAGGAUAUGUCCUACUUCGAGCUGAACCUCGAAACUUGGAGACAGCUGUGGCGCGUUCUUGAAAUGUGUGAUAUUUUGCUGUUGAUCGUGGACGUCAGAUAUGCUGGCAUGAUGUUCCCACCAUCACUCUACGAAUACAUAGUAAACGAUCAGAAAAAAAACAUGAUACUCGUAUUAAACAAGAUAGAUCUCGUCCCGGCUUCAGUCGUAGCGGGCUGGAAAGAUUUUCUAACUGAUAAGUACCCCGGUCUACGGGUAGUUUACUUUACUUCCUGCCCGGGGUAUAAUCUAGCAGGCGGUAGCAGUGACAAGGGCGGUCUUCAAGUCCGCAGACGCAAGGGUCGACAGAGGAUGUGUGCAGAGGGCGCCACUAAGAUAUUAGAAGCUUGCAAGGACAUUGUACGUAACGAAGUCGAUCUAUCCGCCUGGGAGAAGAAGAUCAAAGAGGAGACCAAUGUGGAGUUUGAGGAUGAUGAGACCGAAGUGGGUGAAACUAUAUACGAGAAGGUGGACACAACAUACUACACACAUGAGAAGUACAAAAAUGGUGUGUUAACCAUCGGUUGUGUGGGUCAACCCAACGUCGGCAAGUCGUCUCUCAUGAAUGCCAUUAUGGGUAAAAAGGUGGUCUCCGUAUCAAGGACUCCGGGACAUACGAAACACUUCCAGACUAUUUGUUUAACAACUGGGGUCCGUCUGUGUGACUGCCCUGGUUUAGUGUUCCCGUCUAAAGUUCCACGGUCGAUACAAAUUCUCAUGGGAUCGUAUCCGAUAGCACAAUUGAGGGAACCUUAUACGGCUAUAAGAUAUCUAGCGGAGAGGUUGGAUUUACCGAGAUUGCUUAGGAUUGAGCAUCCGGAGAAUGACGACACGUGGUCACCGCGAGAUAUUUGUGAUGGCUGGGCGAAAAAGCGAGGCUAUCUCACCGCUAAAGCCGCUAGAUUGGACACGUACCGUGCGGCAAACAGUAUUUUAAGGAUGGCCUUAGAUGGCAGUUUGUGUCUAUGGCUCCGUCCUCCCAAGUUUACGGAGAAAAGAGAAAAAUACGAAGAAUGUCAAGAAAUAAAGUAUAUAAAGUGGGUCCAAGCGCUUACCAAUGAAAAUGUAGCAGACACACCGUCCGACUCCGGGACCGAGGUCUCGUCACCUAACGAUGACAGCCAGGAGUCUGAUGAUGAUAGUGAUGAACAAACGGAGAUAGCGAACAAGUUCGCUGCUCUAGCUGGUGAUGAUUAGGGUUAAUAUAUAAAGUUAUUAUUCAUGUGAGAAAUGGCAUCCUGUUAUAUAGUCUUUAGCAAUAAAUACAUUACGUAUAAUGAUUACUUUUUGUCGAUCUCAUUGGUGCCGAGAUUAUGGGUCUGUUUUAUCACUUGUGGAUAACGCUAUUUGAUGACCUUAUCUGAGAGAUAAAUGUUUUUUUAAGUAUUAUUAUUUUUCAUCAUCGAAUUCCAGUUUAUGUAUAAUUCUAUUCGUGAAUGAAUUUAAAAUUUGUAAUUUAUUCCAUAUUAUAUAUUUUUGUGAAUAUAAAUUAGGGACAUU